Molecule: messenger RNA, 783 nt
Organism: Filobasidium floriforme
Lineage: Eukaryota; Fungi; Basidiomycota; Tremellomycetes; Filobasidiales; Filobasidiaceae
Product: kinase-like domain-containing protein
Exons: 3
Biological process (GO): protein phosphorylation
Molecular function (GO): protein kinase activity; ATP binding
Source: RefSeq, a predicted model, not a curated record
GGAAAUUGCAUAGGGAAAGGUCAGUUCGGUAUCGUCUACCGGGCACUCAACCUAGCCAAUGGACAAUUUGUGGCUGUCAAACGGAUUACCUUGGAAAACCUGGACGAGGACAUUGAACAGAUUAUGAAAGAAGUCGAGGUUUUGAAGCGACUCAAGCAUCCUAGCAUCGUCCGUUACUUGGGUAUGACCCGAGAUGACAAAUACCUGGACAUCAUCCUCGAGUAUGUGCGAGGAGGGUCCUUGGCGAACGCUUCGCGCUCUUUCGGAAAAUUCAGCGAGCACCUCGUCGCUUGCUAUGCCGCCAAGAUGCUAGAAGGUUUGCAUUACCUUCACGGCGAAGACGUAGUGCAUUGCGACUUGAAAGCUGCCAACAUUCUCAUCACCAAGAAGGCGGACGUCCGCUUGACGGAUUUUGGUGUCUCGCUGAAUCUCCGUGCAGUGGAGAAUCAAAAGGAUGAUAACGUUGUCGGCACUCCCAACUGGGUCGCACCGGAAAUCAUAUCCCUUCAAGGCGCAUCUACAGCAUCUGACAUAUGGUCCCUAGGAUGCACCAUAGUCGAAUUACUCGAAGGCAAGCCUCCUUGGUCCGAAUUGGAUUCCAAUAUGGCCGUACUCUUCAAGAUCGUGGAAGAGGAAUGGCCCAUCCCUUCGUACUAUUCUGAAGAGCUCAAAAGUUUCCUCGGCCUGUGCUUCAAGAAGAAUCCUUCGGAAAGACCUACCGCGGAGACACUCUUCGACCACGACUGGAUACGAAACGAGAUCGGUCUUGAUCCGGUAAGCUGA